Exophiala oligosperma is the source of this 3730-nucleotide messenger RNA. RefSeq lists its product as uncharacterized. Gene Ontology annotation, cellular component: eukaryotic translation initiation factor 2 complex. The coding region runs from base 126 to 1271 and encodes 381 amino acids. Gene Ontology annotation, molecular function: translation initiation factor activity; translation initiation factor binding; mRNA binding. NCBI's taxonomy places the organism in Eukaryota, Fungi, Ascomycota, Eurotiomycetes, Chaetothyriales, Herpotrichiellaceae. The record is from RefSeq and is a predicted model, not a curated record. Gene Ontology annotation, biological process: formation of translation preinitiation complex; formation of cytoplasmic translation initiation complex; translational initiation. The transcript is spliced from 2 exons.
AAUAAUGAGAUUCCCAGUUUCUUGAACAUUCUUCCAACACAACGUCGAUCCUCAAACAAGUCUACAAGAAAGGGAGACACAAUUUUACCGCGCCUCACAUUCCAAACACCAUCAAGACAAUCAAUAUGGCUGAAGUGGUAAGCAAAUUGAACGUCACACACUCCCCACACGCACAUGCAGUAAUGCUCGGGUCACAACUGAAACCUCCUGCAUCUCGCCCCACUGCGCAGAAAUCAAUUCCCAUUAAUAUUGCCACUCCAGCACUUCUCCAGACAAGCAAUACUAAUCCUCAUCCUAUACAGCAAGACGCACCUCAACCUCCCCACGUCCGCAAACCACGCAAAUCGGUAGCCUUCUCCGGCGACGACACAAUCAUGGACGAGAAUGGCGAGAUCUCAGAGGCCCCUACCAACACGGCCGAAGACAAUCCCACGGCCGAGAAGCACUCUUCACCGCCCGAUGACAAGGCCGUCGAUGAAAUGACCGACAUGUUCGCCGGCCUGAACAAAAAGAAGAAGAAAUCCUCCAAAACCAAGACCGCAGACGGCGAAGCUGGUGCCGACGAUGCUGCCGCCGUUGGCGACGACGGCUUCGACCCGACAGUCCUGAAGAAGAAAAAGAAGAAGUCGACCAAGACCAAGGCAGAGGGAGGUGACGAUUUCGCUGCCAAACUGGCCUCCGCUGGCCUCGAGCCGGGCUCUGAAGAUCAAGCCGCAUCCGACCAACCUCAGCAAGAGCAGUCAGGCGACAUGACGACCGGCACGGGAAUCUGGGCGCACGACGCGAACACGCCGAUCUCGUACAAUCUGCUUCUCAAGCGCUUUUUCCAGCUCGUCAACGAGCACAACCCAGACAUCCUCUCAUCCGGCUCCAAAUCAUACAAGAUCCCUCCACCCCAGUGCCUGCGUGAAGGAAACAAGAAGACCAUUUUUGCAAACAUCGCCGAGAUCUGCAAACGUAUGAACCGAAACGACGAGCACGUCACGCAGUUCCUGUUCGCCGAAUUGGGUACGUCCGGCAGUGUCGACGGAUCCAAGCGUCUAGUCAUCAAGGGUCGUUUCCAGCAGAAGCAGAUCGAGAAUGUCCUGAGACGGUACAUCGUCGAAUACGUCACCUGCAAGACGUGCCGAUCUCCCAACACCGAGUUGAGCAAGGGUGAAAACAGACUGUACUUCGUCACGUGCAAUUCCUGCGGAAGUAGAAGAUCCGUCACGGCCAUCAAGUCCGGAUUUACAGCACAAGUCGGCAAGCGUAAGAGGCUCAAUGGUUAAGGAAAAUUGCAUAAAGCUUGAAGUAUCAUUAAAGGGGAUGAUGAAGGAUACUGAAAGGAAAGGCGAGACGACGCUUCCUAUUAGAUUGAGAUUGAAGAUGGUAUUUUUGUCAUGAGAUCAUGAAACGGGUUCAUCUUUCGAGGAGAGGAGGAUAUCAGUAGUGUGGUAGGGUGCUGGAAAUAUCACGAUCCCAGAUUGGUUUCAACGAGUGUCCUGGAGGACAGGUUCGCAAUUCCUGCACGACCAACAUAGAAGAGAAAAGUACCUAAAUAACCAAACUUGACGCACAAGCACACAAAACGGAGUAACGGGCUCUACAUUUCUCUUUUCUUUUUGUCUCUUCGUUUCUUUUCAGAUUCAAAUUCAGAAAAGGCUCUGCAGACGCUCGCUGUUUCAAGAUGCUGAACUACGGCCGCUCUCAUUCCCGAUACGACGUCCCGCUCAUGUAUGCUGAAAAGGCCGUCGGGUUCCUGGUCUGCAUGUAGACGGUGCCAGGGCCCGAGAACUUGCAGACCAGGCCUUCGCCGCUGGACAAGCCGGAGAUGAUGCCUCCGCUCGCGACACGUUCCAGCACGUACUUGCAAUUCCAGGCCACGAGGUGGCCGUUGUCGAUGAUGUAACGUUCACCCUCGAUGAGCUGCGUGCCGUAACAAGAGAAUGUAGGUUAGCCAGGAACGACUCUGGUAUUCGUAUCACGUCGGGAAGAGGAUCCAGAACGUCAAACUCACAUCUUUUCUCAGAAUGGCCCCGAACGACGACAUCCACAGCAGACCGGUGCCGGACAUCUUGUAGACGAAAAGCCCUUCGCCCGAGAACAUCGCCUUGCUGAAACUCUGGUGCUUGUACUCCUUUAUGACGCCCUGCGUGCACGCGAGGAAGGCGUCACGGCCGACGCUCCAGGUCUCGCUGCCCGAAAGUCGAAGCAUGGCCAGAUCGCCCAGCGUGCUGGGAGCGAGCAGCAACUCUCCGGGUCCCGUGAACGUGGAAUGAGCCAUUUCACCACCUAUCAGCAUCUUCUUCAUGCUGAACUUGAAUGCUCCCUUCAGUGUCACCGACGGCGACAUGGCGAUCAUGGCCCCAGGCUUCGCGGUGAUCGGGCAGCCCAUGGCCAGUUGAAUCGUUAUGAUCGAGUUCGUGUCCCGGUGCGAGAUGCGGUAGGAGCCGCCGUUGAAAGUUCCCACGUCGUCUGAUGCGCUGGUGGCUUGAACACCCACGAACUGACCGCCUUCGGGCACACCUGGCAUGCGUGGUCCUGUUUGCGCCUUCAUCACGUUGCCCAUCUCUUUCGUCAACUUCCGCAGCUGGGGCGAUACGAGAGUCUUCUCUUGUUGAGUGCCGACUUCUGGUUCGCCCGGGGGAGGGCCAUCGUAGGAGGGUUGACGUUGGUGAAUGGCCGCAUGGUCGAAUGUUGUUCUGUGGGCGGGUGCUGACGCUGGAACUGCGCCGUAGUUAUAAGGUCGCUGCGCUGUGGGCUGUCGGAGAGGCGGAGGCGAUGGCGUUUGCGAUAUCUGGGAUAUCGGUGGUGGAGGGAAUGCUGGGUUGGGAGGAGGGCUCGGUCCUGAUGGCGGUGGAGGAAAGUAGUUGGCGUUGGCUGGUGGUGAGAUGGGCGGAGGAGGAUAUGCUGGACUGUGUCAGUGCUCAACGUCGCCCUCCUUCUAUCCGAUCCUACCUUGUCCGUUUUCUGGUGGUGCUGUGCUCAGUGUUAGCCAUGGUCUGAUGUCGGCUGCGGGGAGAUCUGCAUACGAGGAUAGAAUCCUCCAUGUGGCUGUCCUGAGCCUGGUGGUGGGGGAUAAGACAUUGUGGAACGGGUCAGAAUAGCUAUAACGCCCUUUGAGCAAAACACAAACGAUGGAACAGAAGAGACACAGCACUUGUCAGCAUGAGGUCGGGCGACACUCGUGGGACCUGGGAGAGAGGAAUCAACAAGUAUGAAUAUGUUUAAUUCACCUGAACGCCGCGCACAUAUUGGCGGCGUCAAGACAGGUUAGUUAUAGGAGUGGUAUAUUUAGUUGUACCAACCGAAUAGCCGCCGUUCAUGAUGCAGGGUCAGAUCUUACCGACGCCGUUGGCUUGAAUGAUCUUGGGGGAAUGUAAGGUGAGGAAGUUGUGGUUGGUUGGAGGGGUCGAACCCGGGCGCCUAUACGCACAACUCGAGCGCAUAUGCACCUAUGUUUUCCAAGGGCCAGAACAGCUGCCGCCUUAAGGUCGUUCGAGCCUCUAGUGCAGCUCGUCAUGUGUGAUCGUUUUGAACAUCGCUGGUUCAAGAGUCCUUGAAUUCCUGAGGACAAUCUACGCAGCGUUGUUGGUAUACAGACUGUCGAGUACCCGAGGGCAGCGCUGCUGGCCUGGCCCUUGUGAGUCCAACAACGGACCGCGCUGCAAUGACAUGCCCACGUCAGCCUGUUUCAGGCCCCUUGAGAUCAGCUUUAUCUCUAGACUUGUAGAUAAAAAGAACCAAG